GAAUAAGGCCCACAGAUGCUGUCUCACUUCUUCUUCCUAUAAAACUUGUCCCCAAUUUCACACAACUCCCAUUCACAUUCCAAAAUCCAAACAAUUUCGAAAAUGGAAAAGUGUUCAUCAGCAGCUGUGUUUGAGAAGGACGACCUGAAUCUGCGAUUAGGCCUUCCCGGAAGAGACGAAUCGGAGCAGCCAUCUUCAUCUUGCGUGAAGACCAACAAGAGAUCCUCAUCGGAGAUGGAAAAUCAAGUCCAACAAUCCGCCCCUACCCCUCCUAAGGCACAAGUAGUUGGGUGGCCGCCGGUGAGAUCUUACCGGAAAAACGCCCUUCACGCGGAGUCAGGGAUGUUGGUGAAGGUGAGCAUGGAUGGAGCUCCAUAUUUGAGGAAGAUUGACCUCAAAUUCUACAACAACUACUUGGAUCUUCUCAAGGCCUUGGAGGCUAUGUUCAAGUGUACCAUAGGUGUUUACUCAGAGAGGGAAGGUUACAAUGGGUCUGAAUAUGCACCAACAUAUGAAGACAAAGAUGGGGACUGGAUGCUUGUUGGGGAUGUUCCAUGGGAGAUGUUCAUCACUUCUUGCAAGAGGUUUAGGAUCAUGAAGGCCUCUGAAGCUAAAGGAUUGGCUGGAUCUUGUAGCCCUUCCCUUCCACAAUUUUUACUCACCAAAAAUAUUCAAUUGAGUCCAACGAAUCUUAGCGUCGGUUUGACUCGAUUGACAUCCCUAGUCCGGAUUUGAGAUCUGGAUUAAUCAAAUUAGGGAACGGCUUGUACAAAUGAUAGAGAAGUAGUAGUUGUUUGUUUAUGUAUCUGUUUGCUUUGCAAAUUGUUUGUGUUUAGGAGGAAAGAAUAGUAUGUAAUGUGAAAUAAUGAUACUACUAAACAAAAUAUAGAAUACAGUUCAAUCUUCUUA
Messenger RNA from Salvia hispanica, 909 nucleotides. RefSeq names its product auxin-responsive protein IAA1-like. Gene Ontology annotation, biological process: regulation of DNA-templated transcription. Gene Ontology annotation, cellular component: nucleus. The record is from RefSeq and is a predicted model, not a curated record. NCBI's taxonomy places the organism in Eukaryota, Viridiplantae, Streptophyta, Magnoliopsida, Lamiales, Lamiaceae.